Messenger RNA from Pocillopora meandrina, 16219 nucleotides. The record is from the annotation of a GenBank genome assembly. NCBI's taxonomy places the organism in Eukaryota, Metazoa, Cnidaria, Anthozoa, Scleractinia, Pocilloporidae.
ACACGACGAUCUAUUUUAAUGACUCUGGUACAGGCAUGUAUCCAGCAAAGUUAUUUUUACACGAAAGGUAACAGAGAAGUGAAAGAAACUCGAACAGGAAUCGGUAAGCAUAAAAAAUAUUUAUUUCGAAAUCAGUAGGUAUCUGAAUUUCACAAUCAAGUUCACAAUCGGACUGAACAGAAUUGGUGUAUCCUAAAAUGCCGGUUCCAAUUAUGGCGCCUGGUAUUAGCUUCAUUUUUAAUUUCCUGAUGUCUGAAUCAGCAUUUAUAUGUUAUAAGUUUCUUUGAUUUGUAUCUGAAACCAUAGACUUAUUUUCUAUCAAACAGGUUUUCUAUGAACCGAAGUUCGGAUCUAUCAAAGAAUUACUUUGCAAACCACGAUCUAAAUGUCGACACCAGAGCUACAAUUUCGUGACAAUUACCGAAGGAAGGUCCCUUAUGGGAUAAGAUUUAUACAAUGGAUUGGACGAGAACGUACACAAGCGUAAGAUCAGAUAAAUUUUUGUUUUAUCGACGUCUCUUUGUUGUGGUGGAUGUGAUGUGUAGCAAUAUCAACCAACAAAUACUAUUUUUAUCGUGUGAUACUGUUCAUUUACUGCAUUCCAUCUUUUCUCCAGCUAUCGUGGAUGGGUCCUCAUACUGACGUUCUUUGCUUACACUUCGUAUCAUCUUUCAAGGAAACCUAUCAGUGUUGUAAAGGUGAGAAAAUAGCAUUAACCAUUUCAUGAUUUUAUUUUCAAAUCGGGACAAUAGCGUAAUAAUAAUUAUAACUCUUGUUUUUCUUGAAAUUGAACUUCCCCAAAAAAUCUCAAAAAUUCAGCACUAUGCAUAGAAACAUUUCUUACAGACGUUUGUUAUAUAUAUACAUAUAUGGCUUUAAAUUUUUGUUUUUCCUUAUCCACCACCUCGUAAGCUUUUAGGCUUAGGUUGAAUCUUGUUUGAAUAAAGGUUUAUAAAUCUGUCUAUCUGGUAGAUUUCUGGUAACAAUAGGUUGUUUAUGAAAAUAAUGUUGUUUAACGAAACACCGCUGUGGAUUUUAGACCCUGAUGUUGGGGCAGUGGGAGGGGAGGGUAGGCUAAACACUCAUUAUUUUGAGGCAGCUGAAGGACCCUAAACUAAAGCUCACUUGAAAAGGUGAGUUCACUUAAAUAGAGUCAAACUUUUGGGCUUUUGAUCAGUAAUAUGGACUUCAGAUGCUUUACACCACUGAGCUGUGAGAGACUAAUGCUAAAUUUAGCAGUGUUUAUUCAUUCUGUUGAAACCUGUGUCACUUACUAAAUAAACACCAUUUUUUCCAUCACUAAUCUUACCACACAGUGUGUUCAGUUUCUUUUUGGGAGAGAAAAAAACUGAAAUUGAACUGAGGUUUCUCUGAGAAUUGUGUGGGAUACUGAAAUAUUUCUGAAGCAUUUGUUCAAAAAUUUCGUUUUGCAUUGCAUGUGGUAAUUUCAAUUUGACACCUUUGCACAUGUCUAUUUUGGUACAAUUCCAAAAGUUGGGAUUAAUUUGCAUAACAACUCUCCUAGACUAAUUUUCAGCCUUUUCCAGAAAAUGAAAACACAUACAAACUUGUCCUAUGAUACAUAGCAGCCUAGUGCAUUUUUUAUGAAUUUUUUUGAUAAUGAAAUAUUGUCUACGAUAUUUUAAGUAAUUUUACUGCAGUGUGUAAAGUCAAUAGUGAAAAAAUUAAUAUUGGUAGUAUUGUGUGUUUCAUGUCUGUGUAUAAAACUAGUCCUUGUGCUGAGGAGAAGUUGUGAUAGAGGUGCCAUGAAGAAGAAAAAAAUUGAAGGUGUUAGUGAAUUGUAAAUACAGAUUUUUUUAAAUUUGCAAAAAAGUGAUAUUUUGAUAUGGUGAUUGCAAUCUACUAAUACAUGUAGGAAUGGGGUCACCAAACUUGUUUUUGAGUCUCAGGGUCUGUUUACAUGGAGGUGGGGGAUCCCAGGUGGGUGAGGUAACCCACCAAGGUGGGGUAACCUGCCUUUCCAUGUAUAAUCUCUUGUUUUAUCUUGACCACAUUUACAUGAUAGGUGGGGUAACCUGUCAAGGCAGGUUGCCUGGUCUGCUAGGUGGGGUAACCCUGUCAGCAAGGGUGACAGUUUGUCAUGUAAACGUCUUAAGGGGGGUAACCCACUUAGCCGGGGUCGCGUUCAUGGCAAAAAGCUCAAAAGCUAAACACGUAUGUUUUAAAAAUUUGUACAUUUCCUAGCCGUCUCAUUGCAGAAAUCAAUAGAAACUGCAAUGGACACACAAGGAGUGUAAAAUGUUCACAUUUCGGAAUAUUUAGUGUUGUAAAUCGGCCAUAUUUCGUUUCCCAAUCCAUUUCUUAUAACAUAUUAAGUCUACAAUUCCUUGCGUAACCUGACACUGCUUAACACAAUGUGUGACGCUUUCAUGAAUAAAUACAUAGUUUACAUGUCCGAGAAUUAAUCUCUCCUCUUUCUCGAGAUUUGAGCUUGGGAUGCCUGCACUUAAACUCCCUAAUUGCAAGCGCAACAUCAACCUUACGAAACCUCACCCCAGCACCCCGGGGUUGUAAGAUUGCAUGUAAAUGCAUUUUAUUUUUGUACCAUGGCUAGGCGGGUUACCUCACCUACCUGGUGUCCCCCACCUCCAUGUAAACAGGCCCUAAGGCAGAUAAACAAAAACACUAAGGUGUGCAAGUAAUUUAAUACUGAGUUUUUAUCUGCUUUUGUUCAUUUUAGGGCACAUUGAAACCAAAUUGUUCAAAAAUAAGUGCAAGUUGCCACGGCUGGAAACCAUUUGGUAAUAAGUGGAAAGAUUUUUUAUAGUAAAACUUUAAGUUGUUUUUAAAACAUGCCAAUAACUCCCUAAAUGUGUUGUAUAUCAUAGAUAUCAUAUGACUGCAUCUGACUCAUGUGGUUUUGUUGUCCAUGAUCAUUAGAUUCACCAGACACUGGUGAUGAGCUUCUUGGAGCAUUGGACUUGGCAUUUCUUUUUUCCUAUGCUGUUGGCAUGUUUUUCAGGUACAUAUAAAAUAUGAAUUUUAACUACAGUAUCAGUGGAACAGACACAUUUUUGAGCACUGUUAAAAGUGCAUAUUGGUUAAAUAUUCAGAUGAUGUCACUUCACAACUCUUGCUUAACCCUUUAACUCCCAAAUCAAAUUUGUAACUCUCCUUACUGUCAAUGAUACAAUUGUUAUAAUGUUAGUUCAGAGAAUUUGGUAUUCAAUCAACUUAUUAUCCCUAAAUUUAUAUUUUUCUUUGUUCUCGUCACUUAUCUGCUUGAUAUUAUAUUGAUACUGUAAGGAGAAAUUCUGUCUUGGUCACCCAUGGGAGUUGAAGGGUUAAUCAUAGAUCCUGAUUGUAAUCAUUACCCUUUGAUUUUUAAGAGUGACUAGCAUCUAAUUUCUCCUUGAAAUAUCACCCCUGAAUCAAACACUAAGAACUCAUGAAUAAAGGAAAUGAUCACCAACUAAAGAUGCUCUUGAUUGUCAAACAAAUUCUUAUUGAUAGCAUCCUAGGAACUUAUAAAGACCAGUAUGGAGAGUGCACAGACAAAUGUUAUGAAAUUUUCUUUCUUUUUUCUUUUGAUGGUAGUGGUUUUGUUGCGGAGCACAUGGACCUGCGGCAUUUUCUUACAAUAGGGAUGUUAUCCAGUGGUCUUUUUACAGCAUUAUUUGGCAUGGGAUAUUUUUGGAAACUUCACUAUUUUGCAUAUUUCUUCACCAUCCAGGUAUAUACUAUGAUGUGUGUAUAUAUAUAUAUGUACAUACAAGAUAGACUCUACCCCUACAUUCAUUUAUAUAUAUAUAUAUAUAUUUUUUUUUUUUCCAAAUACAGUUUGGUUGAAGGGGAAAAUAGAAUUUACUAAGAAUAGUUUCUUUCUACUCCUUUCUGAAACACCACUAUAAUAUUUAAUCUGUCUAAGGAAAAGUCUUUUGUUUUUAAUAUUUGAGGUUGCAUUUCACAUUCAUUGUAGAGAACUUGUGCAGCCAAAGAUAAAUGCAUGCAAAAAUAAAAUUUCAAAUCAAGCCAUAUUCUGAUAUUGUUUUCCAUUCAACUUCUUCAUUUGAUACAGUACUAUCAAGAUGAACGUAAAUAUGUUUUUCAGCUAAAUCAUGCCACAUAUUCAUGCAGGUGUCUAGUUUAACUUUGCUAUUUCUCUUUAUCAGAUUUUUUCAGGAUUUUUUCAGGUAUGGAUUCUAAUUAAUGUACAUAUUAUGUGAAACCCCUACUUGGUCUGUCCUGAGCCUCUUAACUCCAAGUUUUGAUGAAAAUAUAACCUCUCUCCAUACUGCCAUAGUUUUAUCCAGAAAUCUGAGGCAACAGAAAUCAAUUAAUUUAUCGGAUGGCAUAUAGCACCAGUUUAAUUGUACUGACUGAUUUGCCACUAAAUAUAUACAACAUUAACUGGGAAAAAUGGCAAAUCAAUGUUUGAAAAAUUACACAUAGGUUUCAUCUCUGUACAAUUUCAUUGGCAGGAGAAAAUUGAGACUCACAUUGUAUGUAGGCUGGUGUCCAAUAACCACAUUUUUUCAAAUAGUUUAAAAGGAGAGGUACAGUCAACAAAUUCAUAUGCUAUUUAUCUGUGCCAGUAACUUAAGAUGGUAUUAAAAUCUACUACCUACCAGGAUUUGAGGUUCCAAAAAUUUGCACUUAUUAGCCUGUGAAAAAUUGUCAUCAAAGGUGCUCAAAACUUGACUUGAUAAGCCACACCUUUGAAAGAUGUUUCAGACUUCAAACCAAAUGAUAUAAACUUUGGAAAACAUAUGGUGUGCUGUACUUAAACCGAAGUUCUGUAUCAUUUCAUAAUUUUGUUUGUUUGUAUCUUUGUUUCUAGAGUUCUGGCUGGCCCAGUGUAGUAGAAUGUGUUGGAAAUUGGUUUGGAAAAGGAAGGUAAGGGAAUUUUUUUUCAAUUCUAGGACAUGCAUGUACAGAUUUGGUUCUGGUCAGCAUUAAUGGAUUUUUUGUAUUUCUUCCAACUGGUAACCUGAGGAAAUAGCUAAAAAAGGUUGCAGUUUACUCUAUAUGCUGCAUGGUGUAGUUUACUCACAUGACUCUGAACAGUUCUUGAAUGUGAUACAUGUUUAACUGUCACUCUUGUUCAGUCCACUGCUAAUUGAGUAAAAGAAAACAUUUUAGCCAAUUCAGUUAGAGUGACAUGUGAGGGUCACUUGUGUAGAAUUUUGAGAUGGUUGGCUGUCAUGUGAAAAGAAAUUGCAUUAUUUCAUGUCCUUGCGAUUUGACUGCUGUCGUUAAAGUGAUCCAUAAUUGUGCUCUUUCCACUUGUCACUAACCAGGGCGUGAAAUUAAUUUUUUUUUCUGAUAGCCACUUGGCUCCUUAAUUCAUCAAAGUGGUAGCCAAUUCAAAAAACGUUGGUUGCCAUUUUGAAAAACAAACAAAAUCUUUUUUUUUUAUGCUGUCAUCAAUCUAAAAAUUAAGUUAGGGAAAAGAUCUUUAAUGUGCUACAAAGGGGACACUAGGAUGGAUGAUAUGCAAUGUUUAAGCUCACCUAAAUCCAAGAUGGCAUCUAGUUAUCGAUUGAGAUGCAUCUGCUGCGUUUUGGAAACAAACUUAACGAGGAAGUUUGCCGCGGAUUUGUUUUUGCAAAUUUUUUUAAUUCACUAUAUCUCUAGGUAAGGUUAUGAUGAAACAUUCUAGUCGCCAAUUUGGCGACUAAUUUUCAGGAUUUGGUCGCCAAAGUGAAAAAUUUAGUCGCAUUGGCACCUGUAUUAGGCGCAAUUUCACGCUCUGCUAACAUGUGAGUGAUGUUUGGUUCAAGAGCCAAAUGAUAAGAUAGUGUGGUGUUCCAUAUGAGAACCACUCCUAAAACAAGAAAAGGGAUUUGGGAUAAAAAGGAAGGGACAAAGUAUGAAAAGUAAAUAAUUCUUGAAGAGAUACAGAGUUAAGGUAGCACUGUACCUUUAUUUUCAUUUCUUAUGCAAAAUUUCUUCAUUUUAGAGUAAUCAUUUCUUAUUAAUAAACAACAAUUUUAUUAGCAAUUUGUCCAACUGCAUUUGUCCACUUUCUUGUAGGCGUGGUUUGAUAAUGGGAAUAUGGAAUUCCCACACAUCUGUAGGAAAUAUUCUUGGGUCUGCUAUAGCUGGUAUAUGGGCAAGUGGUCAGUGGUAAGUUACAUCUUGCUAUGAUCUCUGAUUCUUUUGUUUUGAUGUUCAGUUGAGAUUGAGAUUGUCAUUUUACUGUAACAGACUCCAUCAUUAUCCAUCUCUACUGCAAUUAAAAUUGUUAUUUCUGAAUAUUCAAUUUUUUUUACAGGGGCUAUUCAUUUAUUGUGCCUGGCUGCAUUAUAGCUGGAAUGGCCAUCUUUGUAUUUCUUUUCCUUGUUGUUGGUAAGUGAAUAUUUGUCCUAUACCUGAUAUGUGAUAUGCAUCUCCAGUGAAUUUUGUGGGCUUGCGAUGAGCUGUCUCAGGUUAAAUUUGGACACAUAAUUACCUGAUUGAAAAAACAUUAAAAAAGUGUCGAAUGAGCUGUAGUCAACUUAAACUUUCCACUUGUUUUUUGUAUUAGUCACCAGAAAAUAUGGUACAGUAUUGUAUUGUAAAGUACAGUGUAAUGAUGUAUAGCAAUGUGAAAAAAUUGAUUCAGACAUUAAUUUAAACAUCAGAUCCCAGCCAUGUAGGCUGCCAACCUCCUCAACAACACACUGAGGUAAGUUUGCAACUUGCUUCUUUUAUUACCUUAAUCUUAGACUCAAUUUAUUUAGGAACCUUAAAUAGGAAGUUAUAAAUUGGAGAAUGAAACAAGAACCAUUUCUUUUCAGCUGGUAUGCUCUGCACUUGAGGGUUGUAGGACCCCUUUAGAGUUAUUUUAAAAUAGCAGCAUUGUUUAUUUUCUAAAUGUUCAUACAGUUUGUGUUAAUUACUGUACUAAUCAUUUGAGCAAGACUGAGGCUAAACAUGACCUUGUUACAGUAGAAACCCUUGCCUCUACUCUUAGAAAAAGGCUUGGUAGCCAGGCACACAACUUUAAAAUGGGUUUUUUACUUUUAUUAUUCAUCUUUGUAAUAAUAUCCACUGGAUUAUCUUAUCAUUAUUUUUAACCCAAAUGGGUUUUUUAACUCCCUGCAUGAAGUUUGUUCACUUUGUCUUCUUUGAUAUUUAAAGAAUAAUAUUGUGAUUGAAAUCUGUUUAUAGCCUCUGCCUAAUGAUUCAUCUGUCAGCACAGAAGUUGUUACAGACUCUCAAGAGGUGAGAUAACUUGUCUGGAUCAGUUAAAAAUGAAUGAAUAAAUAAGUAGUUAUUAACUAGGCACAGUAAGUAUAUGAGUCAUUUUGUUUCAGCUGAUAACACCAAUUAACAAAUCCUGGAUUUGUGAAAAAUUUUGGUGAUAAGUUGGCAAAUCUUUGUCAUGGAAUUUUGUCAGAAGAAUUUAUAAGAAAAUCUCAAAAUGAAAGCUUUGUUUUGAUAUUUCUGUUUUAAACAUAUAGAGGGGCUAUUGUUGUGUUGAUUAUUUUCUAAGUUAUAUGGUAAACUAAUGGACAUGAAUAUGAAAAAUAGGACUAACUUGGUUGCUUCAAGAUUAACCCUCUUUAGUAUAAUUUCUCUGGUGAUUAUAGAGACUUGUACACUCUUAUUGGUUGAGGAUUACAUCAUAUUUUGCUAUAAUCACCUUGUGCAAAGUGAUUAUAGCAGGGGCACUAAAUUUCAAAAUGGUUCCCUUGCGUUUUGUCAAUGUUAUGCAGGAAGUGCUAAUUAAAUGCAAUGGGAGAAAAUACAAUUCUGAGGAGCACAAAUGAUGAUACUAAGUUAAGUGUCAAACCUUUCAAAAGAAAGCUGUGAAGUUGUGUAGACCGGAUUCAAUAAGACUGGAUUCAAUAAACCUGUUAAAUUCCAAUGGAAACUGGCUGUUUAUCUCGAUAUGACUGAGUAGUCAGAACAAUGAUAACAGAAUGGUUUCAGUGACAAACAAAUUUAUAACAGAAUUCAAAAGUAAGCAACUUUACUAAUUAAAAACAAUUAUUCACCUUAAGGGCAGUGAAUAUUUUUGAAUAAUCCCCUUAGGUCUUAGGGAUUAUUCAACAAUGCUCACUUCACUUUUGGUGAAUAAUUAUUAAAUAUCCUGACAUCAGUAUCCACAUUCUCCAUACUGUUGUCCAUACAUUUCCUAAGGUGCUGAGUUUGUGAUCAUUUCCUUUAUUCUCAUGACCUUAUUGUUCGAUUUAGUGGUGAUAUUGUGAGGAGAAAUUUGAUGCUAGUUACUCUCUGGGGUUUAAGGGUAACUAGGAGUGCAAAGAAUGCAUAAAUAGGAAUAUUUUAAGCAGUAAAUUACUAUCAUAAUCAUAAUGAAGAAUUAUUAGUUUUAUAUUAAGUUCUAAGAAUAUGCUAACGGAUUUUUUUAGGUGGUCAAACAAACGGAUGCUAAUGUAUUUCAAAUGGAUAUGCAAACUGUUCAAACGGUUUGUCGAACACUUUUAACAGAUUUUUUUAGACGUUCAAACGGAUGAUGAAUGGAUAAUGAACAGUUUAACUGUUCAAACUGAUAACUGUUAGUGUCCGUUUUGCCUUUCAUGGUCACAUAUUGACAUUUACUCUACAGAAGAGAGCUAUAUAUUACCAGUGCGUUAUGCAUUACAUAAAAUUAUCAUUGUUGUUUACAGGGUGAUGACGGAGAAAGACUUUUAAAAGAACCUUGUUCUUAUAGCCCUAAGCCCACUGAAGUGAAAACAAAUCUACAGGUGGGUACAAAUUUAUUUAUGUACGAAAGUGUUCCUUUCUUUCUCAGCCCAACUGUUCAGUAACGCGUUUAAGUACUUAUGUCUUAUUAUGUAUAAUUGUGCUUUCUAAGUGUCCAACAUGUAGCUAACAAUUUUUGGAUAUAAAUUUAAAUUCUGUGGCUGCUCAAAUUAGCCUUAAAUCUGACCAAGGAGACCAGAGAUGUGGAACAAGGUGACCCCUUUCUGUCUAAAUCAGCAUGCCCUAAGAAAGAAUAGUUGAAUAUGAUGUAACAAUACAGUUGUUCAUUAUCCUAAGUCAUAUAGGCUCUUUCUGUUUUUCAAUCCCUUCAGGAAAAUAACCAUCUGAAUAAAUAGGUUCUUUACAUUUAUUGCAAUAGGAAAAGUAAACCAAUCUUGUCGGGUUUCAGGCUCAAUUUUGUCAAAAAUUGAGUAUCCUGUAGCUGGCCAUUUAUUUUGUCAGUUGGUUCUUUUUUUACUUUCAGUCAGUUCAAGUUUCAAGUUAUUUUAAUUUUGUCUUUCAUUAAAUACAUUUUAGGUGCCAAGUGAGUCGCAUAUUUCAGCUUCAACUGUAGUGCCACCAUCACAUGGAGAGGCUAGUGCUGUCGGUUUUUGGAGAGCAGUUCUUAUUCCAGUGAGUCAAAUAUUUGAUUUCUGUAGUUAUUGCUUGUAUUUCUCUUUCACUCCACAGAUUGUUUUGGUAAUCAUUCUUUCAUUGCUUCACUGAAGUUAUUACUGUAUGUGUUACUUUAACUAAAUAUACACUUUGUUCUUGAUACACCUUCUUGUCGAGUAGUUUUAUGUGAGUAGUCAUUUAUUUUAAGUUAGAAAGCUCGUAAAGGAAGGAAAGAGUUUUUAAUCCUUUUAGUCCCCAAGUGUUUAGUAACUAUUUUCUCCUAUCAGUAUCAUCCCUAAAACAAAAAUUGAGGUCAUGAGAAUGAAGGAAAUGAUCACCAACUAAAGAAGCUAGCAGGAGAAAAGAAAUUGAACAUUAAACAUGAAGGAAUUUUGCAUAUUUGGGUUAUAGAUCACAGGUUCAUUUGUUUCAGUUAAGUUAGUCCUUUUUGGGUUGGAGAAUUAGUGGUGUAGAGUUUCAUUUCUGUUUCCCAAUCAAAUAUAAAUAUGUGUGCAUUGAUCUAGAGUUGUUUACAAAGUUUGGAAUGUAUGAGAGCAUCUACUGAAAGUUACGUUGUCAUUGUAUCAGUAGUUUACCCUCAUUCUCAUGGCAGCAGCACUUGUAGCUUUUGCAACUUCCCUUAACCAUUAAUCCAUGUGUCAGCAUUGGGCUCAUUGAGAUAUAAAACAUGCAGGAAGUUGGGAGAGAGUUAGAGAUGCAAAAUAGUUGCUUAGGGCUCAGCAGAGGGUAAAUCUAGCUUCUUGAGUGUUCUCCAAACUUCUAAAUGAACAAAUAACUGACUCAAGAAUCAACUGUUUCAUGACAUUUGCCACCUGGUAGUUCAAGUGAGAAAUCCCCUCUGUAACACUUAGAUGCAUACACACAUCAUCUGCCCUUACAGUGGCAAUAUGAAGGGUGCUCACUUAAUUGAGUGUGGCUGGACAAAUUUAACAGUUAUGGUAAAACUUAAAUUAACUGGAAAGGGCAAUGGUUUUUUUUUCUCCCUCAAGCUUAAAUUUAAAUGCUACAUAAGUAGAUUUGAAAAUUUAAUAACAAUUACAUGUAAGUGGAGUUGGAACCUGGAUUUAAAUGUCUGCAAAUUUCACUUUUCAGGGAGUGAUUGAAUACUCUCUUUGUUUGUUCUUUGCUAAACUCGUCAGUUACACGUUCCUGUUCUGGCUACCAUUUUAUAUUGAAAAUACAAGUAAGUAGUUGCAUAGUUUGUAAUUAACCUUGUACACAUUUUGUUAGGCCAUUACUUUUGGUUCAUGCAUAAGUUGAUUACUUAUUAGGAGUAAGGAUACCACAGCUAUUGUCAGCAUGUUUUAAUCAAACAACUGAUUUUCUUGGAUCAAGUCCACUAUUCUUCCUUUGAACCAAAAUUUCCGAUCAAUUUGAUUUAAAAUUUGGCAAAUGAUAUUUAUUCAUUUUUCUAAAUGUGUAAUGUACUCCAUAAUCAAAACAUACUAGGUAGAAUUAUUUAAAAAAAGAGAUUGGUUCGAUAAAGCCCAAAAAAUUAAGACUUAGGCAAGAUGAACCAAUGACACUGUAAUUCUUUAAGCAGUUGUUUAUACUUCUGAGGUAUGAAACCUGCAAUGCCGCCAUCAGCUCAGUUACAAGUUCAUCUGUUCCAGUUUUAUGGACAAUUCGAAUGUGUUUAUCAAAUGCCGUAUGCUUUAACUGUACUGGUGCAAAUGAAAUUUAGUUUGGAGAAUUAAGUACCGCUUUGCACUUUGUAUAAACUCGUACCCUAUGGAUGUUUUUUUUUUAAUUCAGUAUUUCUUUUUGUCUAGGUAUUGGUGGUAAACGGUAUGGUCCAACGACAUCUGCAGAUUUGUCAACUAUGUUCGAUGUUGGAGGAAUCAUAGGUAAGGCACUUAACAUAGCGUUUCAUAAAGGGGUAAUUAAGUAUAAUCAAAUUAGUUGAUAACGUAAAUUGGCCACCGUAAAGAGUUUCGAAGCUGACGUUUUGAACGUUAGCCCUUCGUCAGAGCCCUUUGCUCCGACGAAGGGCUAACGCUCGAAACGUCAGCUUUUACGGUGGCGGCCAAUUUACAUUAUCAACUCAGUUGAUAAUACCAAAUUACCUUGUUAUUCUCCCUCACCGACGCAGGACUACAGUUUCUUUAGAAAGCUACGCCCGUUUCAUGAAGGGCAGAUCCUUUCCAUGUUCGGAGCCACCACUGGAUUUAGUUUGCUUCUGAUUGGUUGAGAGAGUGGCGCGAGUUUUCAGGGCCAAUUACAGAGCGAGUUUUUCCGGGCCAAUUACAGAACGAGUUUUACCGGGUCAAUUAGAGAGCGAAGUAAAGCAACACCAAUGUAAUCCCGGGUUACUUUGGACACUCGAUUGACCUAACAGGUUUCAAUUAAUUCCUACUCGACUGUUGACUGUUCUCUUAUGUUGUAGGAGGUAUCUUAGCUGGAUUUGUCUCGGACAAAACAAAGUGCAGUGGAAUCACAGUUGUUGUCAUGUUGUUCCUCGCGGGGCCAAUGGUGAGUGUUUUGCUGAGUACAUGUUGAAAUUGGUUUGAUAUAAACAUGUAUUGGAAAUUCCCUUAUCCCAAAGCCAGGUUUUAAAUCUAAGGCAGUAUUGACAAAGGAUAAAGUACACAACCAAGGGAUAACUGGCUGCGACAAAUCUCUGUAAAAACCACUAUGAGUCCACAGGCUGUGACUACUUGAUGAUAACUGAGCAUGCUGUGACUUCUUUCAGUUAACGAGCCAUAAUUUAUUAUUUUUUAAAUUUUUUUUUCAGCUCUUUGUGUAUAGAUUUUUUGCCAAUGCAAACCUCAAAGUUAACAUUGGUAGGUAUUUUGAUAUCGAUGUUUUGUGCAUAUUGUAGACUGGUAUUGGAAAUAGUGCUUUCAAUGUUAUGUUGUUAACAAUUAAAGCUGCGCAAGAAAAAGAAAUCGUACAUGAGACCCAGCAAACUCGAUCUAACAGAAAAUUUAUAUAUUUAUUUACGCUAAAUCAAGGAUUAGCUUCUGAUUAGAAAAAUUAGCAAUCCGAAAAACCAACAGGUCAAUUAUCGAAAGUAAUAAACCAAUCACAAGCCGGAGAGAGCGAAGUAAAGUGAUUCUUGAUCAAACCCAUCUCUGAAGUUCUUGAACUUAAUGAGUUCAAUCGAUGUACCCAAUCUUGUCAUUGACUUUAAGCAAAGGUCUCCUCUGCAUUACGAUGUGCGCCGGGGAACGUGUACACAGAAAAUCGGUAAGAAUAUUUCCGUUUGCACUACAAUGGUCAGCGGCCAAAGAAACGUUUGAGUGCGUCCUUGGUCAUGCGCAAAAAUAAGUGUCCCAUCGCCGUUGGCGUUUCUGGUUGCAUCCCUCUGCGGAUAUGUGUGAACGAUUUGCCAACGGUAGAAAAAAAGAACGUUUAGUUUUGAAAUUUAUCAGUUUUGAAUUGAAGAGCGUUUUCAAAUUGGCUAAUUUCUUGGCGGACAUUUAAUUAGCGUAAAUGUCAGGCCGUAAAUACGGAAUGAAAGGUGCUUUUUGAAAUUUCUCCAGUGUAGUGUAGACGAGACGUUUGUGGUAAAACACUCCAUUGGCGCCUUAGCUUACUAUGAAUGUGUUUUUUACUGAUUGCAGCUCUGAUGAUACUCAGCGGCGUCCUAGUGAACGGUCCAUAUGCUUUAAUCACAACAGCGGUAUCAGCUAAUCUGGUAAGGUUGUAACAUCCAAUUCCUAUUAACGUGAUCGGAAUGGAAAAAAAAAAUUGAAGUCGUAAACAAUAAUAAGCAGAGGUCCUAACAUGUUCAUGAAUUUCUCCGUGAGAUGCAAAUCUUUUUCCUCCCGUCUCCAGUUGGGCUUCGUUUUGACGAAAAUGAGAAGGGUCUUCAAUUUUUCAUGACUAAAGACACGUUAUGUUUAAAAAAGUGGAGUCCGAAUCAUUAAUUAAACUUUCAUUUGUUUGUUUAAACCGCCCUUUAAACCCUUGAACUCCCAAGAUCUGAUCGUAAAUUCUCCACUCUAUCUGCUACAAAUUUCCUUUUAAAAUAGGAAGAGAUUUUGGUGUUAGAUCAGAAUAACUUCUUUCUGAUAAGCUUGAGUAUUUUUAUUACUUAUUUGUUGGAUAAUGUAGAGGUACUAUAGGAAGAGGUUACAUGGUAAUUACUUCUUGGAGUCAAAGGGUUAACACAAUGUCAUGUUUGCAGGGUACCCAUCCAUGUCUUCAAGGAAAUACAAAGGCCAUGGCUACCGUCACUGCAAUCAUAGAUGGCACAGGCUCCAUGGGUGAGGAUAACACACUGAAGAUUCUAUUAAAAGAUCUUAUAGAACCACAGUGCUAGAAAUUAUCUUCGUCUAAUUUGUAGUCUAGUUUUAAUGAAUGUAUUUCCGUUGGGUAAACACCUACAUUGUUUUCGACUGAAACUAAAACAGGAUCACCUGAAAAGGGAAAAUGAAUCAUUUGAGUCAAGUUUUGAAAAACUAAAAUUUCAUGUGUUGUGACGAAAGGCUCGCAUUAAACUUCGGCUCUUCAAAAUUUGCUGCGUCAUUUCAUUUUACCUUCUUUACUUCAUUUGAUGAAAGGCUCUUUAAACCCUUUACUACCUAACGUCAGAAUGCAUAUUCUCCAUACUGUUCUGUAUACAUUUCCUUUGGUACCUACAAGUACCAUUUGUCUAACAAUCUAGAGUUUUUUGAGUUUGUGAUCAUUUCCUGUUUUCUCAAGACCUUGUUUGAUUCGAGAGAAUUUAGAUGCCAGGUACUCCUACACUUGCUUUCCGCCACAGCCUUAUAGACAAUGACUGAUUUCUUUUAACCUUUUUAAUCCCUGAGAGUGAUCAGCAUCUAAUUUCUCCUAUCAAUAUCACCCAAGAAUCAAACAUCAGGUCAUGAGAAUAAAGGAAACGAUAAUUAACCAAAGAACCUCUUGAUUGUGAAACAAAUUCUCCUUGCAAGCACAUCAGAAAAUGUAUAGAGACCAGAAUGGAGAAUAUGCCCACUGAUGAUAUGGUGUAAAGGGUUUAUCCUCUUAUGUACUCUUUUUUUGUAGGAAGAAUAAUCUUCUUACCAUUUCAUACAAGUCGUCUCUAACGUUACCUUUCCUCAUGCUAGGUGCUGCCCUCGGACCGCUUUUAACGGGAAUCAUCUCGCCAACGGUAAGUAAAUAAUUUCUGUUAAAUGGAAUAAAUAAGCAAACUAUUAAUAAAAAUAUACUUUUAUCGCCAACGGUAUGUUAUCAAAUGCUUUUUAUUGUAGAAAUUCUCCUCGAAUCAUAAGACUCAUAAUUCCUACUUAAAAAGGCCAAUUUAAACUUUUAGCUCUUGAGUUACCGUGUAUCGAUAAGAACUUAGGUAGAAAUUUCACGCCUGGAAGAUCUUGAAAAAAUUCUGGAAAAGUCAUCGUUUUCAACUAGUGCGAAUCUUUGCCAUGCCUAAUGAUGCCUUCUGUUCAUUCGUCCUUAUUUUAGCAUUUCUCUGCCCUAUCAAACUAUUAAUACAGGGAUCUCCCUUUAAUUUGCGCAGUUUUCAACGACUCAGUAGCACUCAAAAUAUAUCGACAUAGGUGUUUAGAGGAAAAAAAGUUUCUUAUUGAGAAAAGAAAGUCUACUAAUGGUAAACAUUCCUUAUGAUAAAGUUUAUAUUGUUAUAUUUCUACCAGGGCUGGAACAAUGUAUUUUACAUGCUGAUUUCCGCCGACAUUUUUGCCGCCAUUGUAAGUAUAUAUAAAUUUUUUUUUCGAAAACAGAGGAAAAACCCACUGCACUCAUCCACUUCCUCGUAUACGUGAACAAAUCGCGCAGUUUUGAACAUAUGGUGGUGUUAGAUAAAAACUUCUUUCUUAUCAGCUGGCCAAUUCGCGUAAAAGCUGGGCAAAGAUCUGCCUUCAUUUAAUCUUCAACCUAAAUUUGCGAGUCCUUCGUAGCUUUUGCAAUAAUUGUCUGUGUUAAGAAUCAGUAUACUUCAACCAGUUUACCCCAAUCUUCAUCAGUUCUAUCUCGACAAUUAGUUUAAAACAUGAAAACGCGUGCAAUAAAAAAAAAAACAAACAAACAAAUGAGAGCAAUUGUGUGAUUUAAAACUGAUAUUUCCUUUUAUUUUCACUCUUAGCUCCUCAGCAGACAAGUAUGGUUUGAAAUAAGUCAGAACUGUUUCAGGCGCAGGUGAGUAACAUUUAAAAUGACAAAAAUACAUACAUUUUUGCCUUCUAUACGGGUAUUAUGGCAAAAAAACCGAACUUAGUUAACGUUGUUGAAUUUUUUGUUUUCACUCCACAGAGAGCGAGUUCGCCUAGCGUAUUUGGAGUCUGGCCAUACCAGUUUGAGAAAUGGUACUACGUAUGAACCUCACGAACGACGUAGCGAAGCGGAGCCACUUCUGCACAGCAGCUAACACAUACUAAUAGAAAUGGAUAAAUGACUCGGAAGUCAAAGAAUUUUUUCACGCAGGUUACUGGUGUCUGGCUUAAAUUUUUACUUUAGAGUUGAAGUACCGACGCGAGCCGACGCAGUUGACAACAAAUCACCAGCCAAUCAGAACCCGGCUUUGACGGUCACGAGCGGGAAAAGAGAGUUCUACGAUCUUCCAUAAUCUUAAAAUACUUGUUCUUUAAUCUAGCCAACGAUUAACAUUGUUGUUAAAAUCCAAGCGCCUACUUGAAUGAAGAAAUCAUCUUUCUCCUUAAUUGCAGAGUUAAUAAAUUUGUCUUUGAAGAAAUGAAGGACAAGGCAAACGAAUAUAUACAUCAAAUACGAAUGAAAUAUUUGGGUAGUUUUCUAUAAAUUUUAAGAAGUAUUUCAAUCAUAAUUUACUCAAAAUGAAUGCGAUAAGUGUAAAUAGGAAAUCCAGAUAAUUUUAUACUUAAUAUUCAUUCUCUUGUAUCGCCAUAUCCUUAGAGUGGUGUCGUGUUACAAUGAAACUGGAUAUUUUCUAGAUAGGUAGUAGCCACUUGAGGAGACUACAGGUCUUUUGGGUAUUUUUAUUUUAAAAAGUGGCUGAGAACAUUCA